Molecule: messenger RNA, 2265 nt
Organism: Akanthomyces muscarius
Lineage: Eukaryota; Fungi; Ascomycota; Sordariomycetes; Hypocreales; Cordycipitaceae
Exons: 10
Coding region: 1-2265 (754 amino acids)
Biological process (GO): positive regulation of transcription from RNA polymerase II promoter by galactose; DNA-templated transcription
Cellular component (GO): nucleus
Molecular function (GO): RNA polymerase II cis-regulatory region sequence-specific DNA binding; DNA-binding transcription factor activity, RNA polymerase II-specific; zinc ion binding
Source: RefSeq, a predicted model, not a curated record
AUGUCUACAAUACAGCCAGCAGGCGGAGAGAACAAUGUGGAUCAGUGCGAUGACCAGCCCGGGCAGAAACGCAGACGGAUUGCCCUCGCCUGUACAGCCUGCCGCACGCGCAAGUCUCGUUGCGAUGGUACCCGACCAAUAUGCAAGCUAUGCAGGCGCAUGGGCUUUGAUUGCAGUUAUGAGAUGCCUCAAUCUGCCACAAACCUGAUUAUUAACAAGGAUAUCUUUGCCAGCCUGGAGAAUCGUGUCAAGCUUCUCGAGAACGUGGUUAGUGAGCAUACAAAACACCUCAGCGACACCAGAAAUGCCCAGACUAUUUGCAACACACCUUCAGAAUCUGUUGAAUCUCUGGCCGACAACAACCAGCAGGCAAUACAUUCUUCCUCCCCUGCACCACUCAGAAUACUCAUCAACGUACCAGCGGAUCAGGAGCAGCCACUCGAGGAUGCGACGGAUGGCAUGGCCAUUACUUUAACGGAUGAUCAGGAAUCCAUCUAUUUUGGUCCUUCCUCGAACAUCGCAUUUACGCGACAUAUCGACGACCUGCUCAAAAAGCACCAUACUUGCCGGGAAGAUGUAGCCACAUCAUCAAGUCACAAAACCAUCUUCGGUGCCACGACGUCUCGCCGUCGCCGUCCGUUCCCUUUCUUUUCCAACGACGCGAGGUCGGCAAAUGACGCACCAGCCAAUGUCUUGCCGUCCCAGAUCGAAACCGAGCUUCUCCUCGACCAUUAUUUUAACAACACUGGACUCCUUUUCCCGUAUAUUGACAAAAUUGAAUUUCUGGAGACAUACAACCAACUCAAAGCCCGAGGGUAUUCUUCUCAGGUUAGACGAUCCUGGCUAGUCCUGCUCAAUGUUGUGAUGGCCAUGGCGCGCUGCACCGCAACCGCUCCGGACCUCGAUACAUCCAUCUGCGUCACACCCGCAACCGUCUUUUACCAACGAGCCAAGGAGUUAAGCGAGGUCUCUGACACCCAUGGGCCGCAAGGAAUACACCUUGAAAAUGUGCAAUAUCUCCUUCUUAUGAGCCAGUAUCUACAAGGGGCACAUGAGCCUCUGAACACGUGGAUGGCGCACGGUCUUGCGGUCAAAUCAGCCCUCGCCAUUGGACUUCACUCCAGGGAAACACUUGCUAGACUCUCACUCACCGAGCAAGAAAUACGAAAAAGAACGUGGCAAGGAUAUGGAACUACCAUUCGGAGUCUUUGCAUGACGUUUGGACGACCCAGCUCCAUCCCAGACGAAUAUUGCCAGCUUAAUUUGCCCAACCCUCUUCCCGUGGCGGACUUGCAUGAGAAUGCGAGUAUAGACUUCUAUAAUGCAACCAUACUACUAUACAAAAUACUUUGGAAGAUUCUUGCAAAGCUGUACGACAACAAUAUGGGCUGCCAGAAUAUUGACUACAAUCACGGUCUUGCCGGCACCGUUUUCCAACUGUCACAGGAGCUCGAGGACUGGCAAAAGAGCCUGCCAUCUGCCAUGUCUGUUUGGUCAGCAGCGAAGCUGGCGAGCAACCGCGAGCAUACCCAAAACGAAACGCAAGCACGGGAAGACGACCCCGUGCUGGUGCGGUUCCAUUUGAUUCUAACGCUGCGAUAUUUGUAUGUGCAGAUACUUUUGUACCGGCCGGUUCUCAUCUUCGUACUCAAGGACAAGGUGGAGGGCAAUGCAACGGCAUCGCACGGUUAUCGCAUUGUCACAGUAUUUGCUCAAAACUGUUUGACAGCUGCAGAAGACAUAAUCCGCCUCAGCCAUAAUAUUUUAACCUGCCCUACAAUGGGAACUCGUGUAUUGGGUGCGUGGUGGUACACGUAUUACUAUGUAUUCAAUGCUGCGUUGGUCGUCUUCAGUAGCAUCCUGCUCCAUCCAGACAACAGCUCUCCCUCUGCGGCGGAGACACAGGAUGCGCAACCAUUUUCAAAAGAGAAGCAAAGCAUUCAGGAUGCCAUCGAUGCACUGCUCUGCCUUUGUGAAGACAAUCCAGUACUAGAACGUUGCAUUAAGCAUCUGCGAUAUCUUCUAACUCUGGUAGAUGAGUACACGCUGCCUGUGGAGGCUCCAGCGAGUCUUGCUAGUGUGAGCGCCCCCGUCAUGGUCGAUGCUGCAGGGGACAAUGCCCCUAUGGAUGCUGCUAGUGGCACUCACAACGGGCUUGUAUCUAGCCAAGACCUCGCUCUUCGUGCCGAGAUGGGUAGUCUCAAUGAAAGCCCCCUCUCCGCUGUUGACUUUCAGAGCUGGCUCGAGAGUCUUACAAGCAUGUAG